Molecule: messenger RNA, 597 nt
Organism: Eruca vesicaria subsp. sativa (arugula)
Lineage: Eukaryota; Viridiplantae; Streptophyta; Magnoliopsida; Brassicales; Brassicaceae
Source: the annotation of a GenBank genome assembly
AUGGUGAGAGUCUUUCUUCUCUACAAUCUUUUAAACUCAUUUCUUCUCUGUUUGGUUCCCAAGAAGCUCAGAGCUCUCUUCCCACCUUCUUGGUACACCGACGAUAAGAUCACACCACCGUCUGAAUCAGGAUGUAGUUCUUUGAGAACAGACCCGGUGGAUCUAAAAAGAGUGUUUCAGAUGUUUGACAAGAACGGAGACGGCCGCAUCACAAAGGAAGAGCUGAAUGAUUCUUUAGAGAAUCUUGGAAUCUUCAUGCCAGACAAAGAUCUGAUCCAGAUGAUCCAAAAGAUGGAUGCAAAUGGAGAUGGUUGUGUGGACAUAAACGAGUUCGAGUCUCUUUAUGGUUCUAUUGUUGAAGAGAAAGAGGAAGAGGAUAUGAGAGAUGCGUUUAAUGUGUUUGAUCAAGACGGUGAUGGGUUUAUUAGUGUUGAGGAGUUGAAGUCUGUGAUGGCUUCCUUGGGACUCAAGCAAGGUAAAACUUUAAAGUGUUGUAAAGAGAUGAUUAUGAAAGUUGAUGAAGAUGGUGAUGGUAGAGUUAAUUACAAAGAGUUUCUUCAGAUGAUGAAAUCUGGUGGAUUUAGCAAUAGAUCAUAA